GAGGGAAAAUAAUUCUUCAAAAAAGAAAAGUCAGUCUUCUCUUCUCCAGUCCGUGGAAACCCCAACCCAAUGGGGACAUUGACAAGAGGGUAUUUUUAGGAAACCCAUCCAAAUAUACAUGGUAAGAGUGAAUGUGAGAAAAAAAAAGUUGUGGGUUAUAGAAGUUAUCAAGUGGGAUUUGCGGCGCUCUCUGCAGGAAACGCGAGCGGCUCCAGUUCAAAGCCACAUGUACCAACGUGACAUAUAAGCCAUUAAAAUAUCAUCCUGACGGCUCAUUUCUGCUUCAUCAUACACUCCCUAACUGCUUCCUGAAAGCUGGAAAAGGAGAAAUGAAGGAUGACCGCCUCGAUGGAACCACAAAAGAGAGGUUUAGAGGGGCUUGUGGUCCCCCCUCAGCCACCCCGAAGUGAAGUGCAGAAAUGAGGUGAUCCCGGCAACAGGUGGAGCAGGGCUCCAAGUCAGAAAAUGAGAUACAAGGCAUCCUUGGUAAUGAGGAAACAAUUACGACUUUUCCGAAACACCCUGAAAGAGUCAAGUAGCAGUUCCGGACACCAUGGCCCCCAGCUCGCGGCUGCUUCCAGCCCCUCGGUGUUCCCGAGCCUUCAUGAGCAGCCUCGCCAGGCCUCGCACAGUCGUCCUUUGAACGGACUCCUGCGUCUGGGGCUCCCCGGAGACAUGUACGCGCGGCCCGAACCCUUCGCGCCAGGGCCUACGGCCCGCAGCGACGCCCUGGCAGCCGCCGCGGCCCUGCAUGGCUAUGGCGGCAUGAACCUGACCAUGAACCUCGCCGCGCCCCACGGCCCUGGUGCCUUCUUCCGCUACAUGCGCCAGCCCAUCAAACAGGAGCUCAUCUGUAAGUGGCUGGCGACCGACGGCCCUGUGCCCUCACGCCUGUGCUCCAAAACUUUCAGCACCAUGCACGAGCUGGUCACGCACGUCACCGUGGAACACGUCGGCGGCCCCGAGCAGGCCAACCACAUUUGCUUCUGGGAGGAGUGUCCGCGACAGGGCAAGCCCUUCAAAGCCAAAUACAAACUUGUAAAUCACAUCCGCGUGCACACGGGCGAGAAGCCCUUCCCCUGUCCUUUCCCGGGGUGUGGGAAAGUCUUUGCUAGAUCAGAAAAUCUCAAAAUACACAAACGAACUCACACAGGCGAGAAGCCCUUCAGGUGUGAGUUCGAGGGCUGUGAGCGGCGCUUCGCCAACAGCAGCGACCGCAAGAAGCAUUCGCACGUGCACACGAGCGACAAGCCAUACACGUGCAAGGUGCGCGGCUGUGAUAAGUGCUACACGCACCCCAGCUCUCUACGUAAGCACAUGAAGGUGCAUGGUCGCUCGCCGCCGCCCAGCUCUGGCUACGACUCGGCUACACCUUCUGCCCUUAUGUCGCCCUCGUCCGACUACAGCCAGGAUCCCCCGGUAGCCUCCUCAGCGGUGGUGGCUGUGCGUGGCACGGACUUGAGCGAAUGAUGUCCACCGCGUUGCUUGCAAGGUAGUCUCGCCCUGCGCAGCUGAGCGCCCAGCAUCUCGUGCCCGAGACAUCAAAGGGCCCGCGCACAAAGCAGUGUUUCUUCGCCACGGUGCAUCUUCAUGGUAAGUUAGGAUUUCUAUGGCAAUGGGCAAGUCGCACUGAAAUCCUGAAAGGCCGAGCCUGGAGCCCGUCCAGGCUUUUCAUUAAGGACAUAAUAUUUACGUCUAACUGGCCUUUUUUCUUGUGUAUACAAGUAUAUAUUUUUGUUUGACGCGGACUAAAUCAUUUUCAUUUAAUUUCCGGUAAACAAAACCCACGCGAAUGGGCACUUGUUCCCGGUCAUAAUAAAAAUGGAUAAUAACGCGAGGGAAGAAAAGGCUCGCUUGAAUCGCCGCUCAGCCCUCUUUGUUUCUGCUUUCUGCGGUGAUCAGAGGGCGCAUUUGGGUUUGAUGGCGAGUUUCUAAAGGCGAGGAAAUGGUUUGUAAGAGGGGAAAGAAAAGGAGAAAGGUCUAAUCAAGCUCGGGUUGUUCAAAGAGUUGGGUUUUGGGGUUGAAAGUGUGAGUUUGACGAUGCAUCAGCAUGCCGCGUUAGGCUCGCCAUGGAAAUGCGCGGGGUAGCGGCCGCUUCAAAGGCGCACACUUCAGUGCAGACACUCUAUUAAGAUACAUUUGCGCUGACCUUUGCUUUCACGCCAUUUAAUACUGUCACUGUGCUCUUCAGUAUAUACUUCCUCCCUAGGACCUGUUUCGCCAGCGUUUAGGGGUUUACCCUGCACCCUGAUGUAGAGAGGGCUUUGGCGCCCGGAUGCUUUCAGGAAAGGGAGGAGCCGGACUCAGUGCAUCUUGACUGCGCCCCAGAGAGGCUCGGGGUCAGGGUAAAUUAAAUGACUUUAGGGCAGUCUUAGAGGUUUAACAAAUGAGCAUCCCAGCUCAGUGUUGUGCAAAGUGCCCCUCUGAAUCUUGGGCAGAACUAGGGUUUGAGGUUGAUGGGGACUUGCGGGGAGGGGGGGAAGGGGUCACCCUGGGGAAAUCAGAUUGUGUCCUAGGAAUAUUUCCAUAGUGGGUCCUGGGUCCCGGCACUGUCUUUUUACUCCUCCAUCCCAGAAGUCUCUUGCAGCCCCUUAAACAUUUUCCUCCCCAGGACUGGAAUAUAGAAUUCUUAAGGCUGGGCUGCCCCUGGGCAUGAACUCAAAAGUCCAAGGCCAAGGGGAUGGGGAAGAUGGCAGGAAAGUUAGAGGUCCAUGUUCCCUUAAUUGUCUUGUUGUUUAUUUUAUCCAAGUACCCCAGUGAAUAGGGGAAAAAUAAACACAGUGGAAAAAAAAAUCAAACAGUGGAGUCUUCUUUAGUGCCAGUCGUUGUGUUUGAAUAAAAAGGAUGGUCCAUUUUCUAUUGAGCUGAGAAAUCUUUGAAGUGGGAGUUAUUAUCUAAGACAUUCCUGCUCGUCGUCCUAACAACGCUGAUGAAACGUAAAAGGUUCUUUGUCAGCGAUUUGUUCUCCUCUCUGUCAAACUCCCUCUGCCCGGUUAGUCUCAAACCGUUUCUAAAGAGAUAAAAUCAAACUUCUUUUUUUAAAAAAAAAUAUCCACACACAACACCAAUAGAUAACUUUCCGGAUAAGUCUUACUAUGGAAAAACAAAAGCACUGCUUACCCCUCAGAGUUAGGGCCUGAUGAAGUGUGCAGAUAUUUGGGGGUGGGGGGAGCUUUGCACCAGCUCUGGAAAAAGGGAAAAGAAUGCAGAGAAGGUGCAGGCAGAGGGUACAGACCCCAAGUCCAUAUUUGUGUGUCUGCUGCUUUCUGUUCAGGCCUGCAUUCUACCAGCCCAAGUCGGGUCACAUGGAUGAGCUUCCUGAGAUACUCCUCACACUGCACAUACUGGGAGCCUUGGAAACUAAGGCUGUAGUCAAGCAAGUUUUAGCCCCCAACCUCCUGCAAGACACUUCUGCUAAGUAUAGGCCCAUUGUGUUUUCUUACCACUAGUAGCACUCUACAGGCCCUUUCUGCCAUUAACUGUAGGACAGUGGCUUGAGGGAGGGAGAUACUUGAAACUAUUUCCAGUUUUCUUCAGCAUCUUGACAAUUGGAGUUGAGAAGUUUUGGUCUACAAGAUGGUGACCAAAACUGCAUGCAAAUGUUCACUCUGUCUCCCUGGGUACAAGGGUAUGCUGGCAGUUCCUCGUUUCUUAGUGGGCCCAGGAAAGAAACUUUCACCCCAUUCAAGUUUCCCCAAGCUCCUGUUGUGGUUUAAGGUGGUUUAAAUAAACAGUAAUGUGCCCAUCCCCCCACCCUGGGUAUGCUAACUAAAUGAUUUGUAAAGAAUUUUCCCCAAGCUGUAACCCAUGCUGUUAUUAUAGUUGCUGCAAAAUGUUGUCUCUUAUAUUGAUUUUAUUUGUUUACUGGAGGUCUCCAUAUGUUUGUUUAUACCACUAAUUUAUGAGAAAAUGCAAUGAAUGUGAAUUAUACAGACAGGCAAACUUUUUGUAAUCAUAAUUCACAAGCACACACACACACACAUACACACACACAGACUACACAAGCUUGACUCAAACGUUAGGUUAUUUGGUACCCACAAUGUUUGUGUUUUGUCAUCUGUCCCCUUAGCAACAGUUAAAUUAUGAACUAACUUGGGAAACAAAAGUUGUUAUGUAUUUGACUGUGAUUGUUGAAUGAAUAAGUUGAAAGCAGAGGCAUAUCUUCUUGGAAAUAUGUAAAUGUAAAUGAAAUAAAAUUCGAGGUUGCUUUUCCCUCAAAGGCCUUUGUGUACAUGAAGCUCCGUUUUGCUACUUUCUUUGGAAAUAAAUGAUGUGAUGUUUUCCUUUCUCUCUUG
Castor canadensis (American beaver) is the source of this 4295-nucleotide messenger RNA. RefSeq names its product Zic family member 4 (gene Zic4). The record is from RefSeq and is a predicted model, not a curated record. Gene Ontology annotation, cellular component: nucleus. Gene Ontology annotation, biological process: regulation of transcription by RNA polymerase II. NCBI's taxonomy places the organism in Eukaryota, Metazoa, Chordata, Mammalia, Rodentia, Castoridae. Gene Ontology annotation, molecular function: DNA-binding transcription factor activity, RNA polymerase II-specific; RNA polymerase II cis-regulatory region sequence-specific DNA binding.